Adelges cooleyi (spruce gall adelgid) is the source of this 616-nucleotide messenger RNA. RefSeq names its product 10 kDa heat shock protein, mitochondrial-like. Gene Ontology annotation, cellular component: mitochondrial matrix. The record is from RefSeq and is a predicted model, not a curated record. Bases 141 to 446 code for a protein of 101 amino acids. Gene Ontology annotation, molecular function: protein-folding chaperone binding; protein folding chaperone; metal ion binding. Lineage: Eukaryota; Metazoa; Arthropoda; Insecta; Hemiptera; Adelgidae. The transcript has 3 exons.
AAGUCCGAUAUUUUCAAUCCUGCCUUCGAGAAUUUUCUAUUCGAUUUUCAAGCACAAUUUACAUUUUCUACAUACUCACACUCAACUAGUGCGAUUUCUAUAAAUUCCAAAUCUUUAUUAGAUUAUUAAUUUAAUUAAAAAUGGCAUCUGUAGCUACGAAAUUUCGUCCUCUGUUCGACAGGGUGUUGGUGAAAAAGUUGGAAGCGCUUAAACAAAGUAAAGGUGGUAUUAUGUUACCUGAAAACGCUUCCAAAAAGAUUUUAGAAGGAACUGUUGUUGCAGUUGGACCUGGCGGUAGAAAUCCGGAAGGUUCUUUUGUGCCAGUAGACCUCAAAGUAGGCGAUCGUGUUUUAUUACCUGAAUAUGGUGGUACCAAAAUUCAGCUGGACGAAGACGACACAUAUACCAUUUACAAAGAAUCAGAUUUAUUGGCCAAGAUAGAAUAAUAAUUUAAAGAGAUUUAAAUUAUAACUUGAACCGUGACUGAUUACUUUAGUAGGAAAUAGUUGUUCUAAUCACACAUUGGUAAUAUUUAUAUGUUGAACAUUUCCUUUUUUUUUUUAUUAUUAUUCCAGUGGAGUCUUAAAGCAUUAUAUUAUGUGUUGCUUAUAAAUUG